AUGGCGGUUUCUUCUCAAAAUGCUACAACUACGGAACAAGCCACAAUCAAGAAGGGUGGCCUUAGAACAAUACCAUUUAUCAUAGCAAAUGAGACAUUUGAAAAGGUUGCAAGCUUUGGGCUUCUGGCUAAUAUGAUGUUGUAUUUAAUGUAUGAAUAUCACAUGAAAGUCACCACAGGAGCCAAUGUUCUCUUCUUGUGGAAUGCCUUGUCAAAUUUUACUCCAAUCAUUGGAGCUUUUCUUUCUAACUCUUUCUUGGGUCGGUUUCGAGUGAUUGCCUUGGGGACAAUCAUUUCUUUACUUGGAAUUGGUGUUCUGCUUCUAACUGCUGUAAUUCCAAACGCAAGGCUUCCUUAUUGUGACAUAAUGCACGAAGACAAAUGUGUUGCGGCAAAUCUUGGCCAAUGUUUACUACUGUACUCUUCAUUUUUCGUGAUGAGCAUUGGAGCUGGAGGGAUCAGACCAUGUUCCAUGGCUUUUGGCGCAGAUCAACUCGACCAACCCGAAAAACCAGAAAAUGAGAGGAACAUACAGAUCUUCUUUAGUUGGUAUUACGCUUCAUUCGGCGUCUCAAUAAUAUUAGCUGUGACAGUCAUAGUUUAUAUUCAGGAUCACGUUGAUUGGGCUCAGGGUUUUGGAGUCCCCCUGGGGCUCAUGGCAUUUUCAACUCUCAUGUUUCUUUUGGGUACUUCAUAUUAUGUUAAGGUCAAGGGAAACAAAAACUUGUUUUCUGGUUUUGCCUAUGCGGUUUCAGCCGCUUGGAAAAACAGGCACUUGUCUCUGCCUCCGAACAACUGUGAUGGUAAUUGGUAUCACAACAAAGGUUCUAAGCUUGUAGCCCCAACUGAUAAACUAAAGUAA
This is a messenger RNA of Humulus lupulus (European hop), 861 nucleotides long. RefSeq names its product protein NRT1/ PTR FAMILY 1.2-like. The record is from RefSeq and is a predicted model, not a curated record. The transcript has 3 exons. Gene Ontology annotation, cellular component: plasma membrane. Gene Ontology annotation, molecular function: transmembrane transporter activity. Bases 1 to 861 code for a protein of 286 amino acids. Gene Ontology annotation, biological process: transmembrane transport. Lineage: Eukaryota; Viridiplantae; Streptophyta; Magnoliopsida; Rosales; Cannabaceae.